AUUCACACAGCUCUCUGUAUACUGACUGAAGCAGCAUCACACACAGACGAACAGAAGGAGAGAUAAACGGGAGAGAAGAGCAGGUGUUGAGCUCUGUGACGCACAUACGGUCAGCGCGUCACGGCAGGUGUGACAGACACUCAACGACGCUCUGCAUGAACGCAGCGAGAUCUGACCGCACAGACACACACUGAGGUAAACAUGCGUUCCCGUAGCAACAGUCUGGAGGAGGGCGGGAAGGUGAAAAUGGGAAGAUCGUGGCGGCAAGCGUGUGAGUGUGAGGAGGCGUGUCGCGGGACGAGAUGCACUCAUAAAGACACUGACACCGUUCAGAGAAACCACACGAGUGGCAAACACCGAACACAGAGAGACAGAACUUCCACAUCAGCUGCAAAGACUCGAGAUCUGUCACGAGACGACCUGCUGUUUCUCCUCAGCAUGCUGGAAGGAGAACUACAGGCGAGAGACGAGGUCAUCACCGUCCUGAGAGCAGAUAAAAUCGAUCUGGCUCUUCUGGAGGCCAAAUACGGGUUUGUGACGCCUCCGAAGGUUUUGAAGGCUCUGCAGAGAGACGCGAUACAGGGCGAAAACUGCAACUGGCAGGACGACAUCUAUGAGAAACCCAUGACGGAGUUGGACAGGCUGGUGGAACAGCAGCGAGAGACGUACAGACGGAUGUUGGAGCAGCUGCUGAUGGUGGAACAGUCUCACAGACAGACACUCAUCAGACUGCAGGACGAGAAGAGGAACCACAGCGACUUCAUGAGGAAGAGUGACGAGUUCACCGGCCUCCUGGAGCAGGAGAGAGAGAGACUGAAACUGCUCAUCGAACAAGAAAAGGCAUACCAGGAGAUAAAGGAAGAAGAGAACUGUAAAACAGUCAGAAAUCUGAAGGACGAGUUAACCAAGCUGAAAUCCUUCGCCCUGCUGGUUGUGGAUGAACAGCAGCGUCUCACAGAGCAGCUGAACCAACAGACCACACGAGCCCAGGAGCUCCAGAACACUGUCACUCAAAACCAAGAGGAGCUGAGCUCCGCCCACACCCACCUGCAAGAGGAGAAGAGCAAAGUUCUGCGUCUGGAGGAGGAGUUACGCAACCAAACCUGUUAUUUCCACCAAGAGCAGGACGCCAUGACAGCCAAACUGACCAGUGAAGAUGCUCAAAACAGGCAGCUGAGACAGAAACUCUCUGCGCUCAGCCGACAGUUAGAUGAGCUGGAAGAAACCACCAAGACCCUGCACAGAGCCGAGGAGGAACUGCUGGAGUUACGUGAUAAAAUCAGCCGUGGGGAGUGUGGAAACUCCAGUCUGGUGUCAGAAGUGGAGGAGUUGAGGAAACGAGUGCUGGAAAUGGAGGGGAAGGAUGAGGAGCUGAUCAAGAUGGAGGACAUUUGCAGGGAGCUGAACAGGAAGCUGGACAAAGAGUCGAUUCAGAACCGCAGCUUAAAAGCAGAAGUGGAAAAACUGAAUCACAGAAUCCUGGAGUUGGAGAAACUUGAGGAUGCAUUCGGGAAGAGCAAACAAGAGUCCAGCUCACUGAAGAGCAACCUGGAGAAAGAGCGGACCAUGACCAAACACAUGUCCAAUGAACUAGAUGUGCUCAGAGUCCGGAUUAAAGAGCUUGAAGUGGCUGAAGUUCAUUUGGAGAAAACAGAGCUGACACUGAAAGAAGAUCUGAAAAAGCUGAAAACUCUGACUGUCAUGCUCGUGGACGAAAGGAAAGCUAUGGCAGAAAAACUGAAGCUGAUGGAGGACAAGGUACAAAACAGCUCUGGCAAACUGCAAGCAGAACAAGACAAGGUCAACACUGUCACUGAAAAGCUGAUUGAAGAAAGCAAGAAAGCUUUAAGAUCGAAGGCUGAACUUGAGGAGAAGAUGUGUACAGCCACUAGAGAGAGGGAUGAGCUCAAAGCAAAGCUGAAAACAGAAGAAGAGAAAAACAGUGACCUUCAGUCCAAAGUUAGCAUGAUGAAGAAGAGACUUCAGUCGCUUGAGGCUGUUGAGAGGGAAUUCUUGAGGAACAAGUCCAAAGAGGAGCACAUCAAGUCUCCAGUUCCUUACCGCUACCAACAGGAAGACAACAGAGUGAACGAUUUGACCCAGGAAGUGGAGCGCCUCAGGAGGAAGCUGAAGGACAUGAAGAUGGUGGAGGGUGAUCUUCUGAAGACGGAGGACGAGUUUGAAUCACUGGAAAAGAGAUAUUCCAAUGAGCAGGAACGGGCGAAAGCUCUCAUGGAGGAAUUGGAGAUGUCCAGGAAGGAACUGUCCAAGUACCAGCUGGCUGAGAAAGAAGAAUCCAACCAAGAGCACAUCCUGUACAAGCGUAUGAAAGAGGAAGAGGCCAAAUCCAGUCAUCUGACCCGAGAGGUAGAAGCCCUGAAAGAGAAGAUCCAUGAGUAUAUGGGCACAGAGGAGUCCAUCUGCCGCAUGAAAACUGACCACUCGACCCUACAGAGAAAACUCACCCUGCAAGAAGUGCGCAACAAAGAGUUGGCCAGAGAAAUGGAGACCCUCACUCAAGAGCUGGAGAGAUACCGGCGUUUCAGUAAAAGCCUUCGGCCAGACAUGAAUGGAAGACGUUUCUCAGAUCUUCAGGUCUCCACAAAGGAGGUGCAGACAGACCCAACAGACAAUCUGCCCCCAAACUACAAGAGUCUUCCACCAUUGGAACGUGCCCUGGUCAAUGGAAAGUUGUACGUGGAUAGCGAUUCAGAGGACGAAGCCAAUUACAAUGAGAUAAACCUCACAAAAUGCAGUCCGUCUCUCAUUAACAAUCUCAACAACAAUAUGAAACGAGUUAGAGGGCCUUUCCUAAGAGCUAGAGACACUAAUCACCCAAUGAACGCCAAGAAUCAAGCAAGACAGAACGGCAAUCGUGUCCAGCAAGGGGACGUGGUCCUUACGCACAGUCCAGGACAACCUAUCCAUAUCAAAGUGUCCCCUGACCAUGGACACAAUACAGCCACUCUCGAGAUCACUAGUCCCACCACAGAGAAUGCCCAGUCCUACACAAGCACAGCGGUCAUCCCGACAAGCGGUGCCCCUCCGAAACAGCGAAUCACAAUCCUGCAGAAUUCAAUCUCGCCUUCAAGCAAGACCAAGAGUUCUCCUCCUCCAGAGAGUCCCCAGAGCCAGGGCACACCCAAUCGCUCCAUGUCACCACUCACCCGAACGCUCACUUCUGACUCCUGUGGGUCAGUCAGCCCGGACCGAGCCUUGUCGCCCAUUCAGAUCGUGUCUGUGACCACUGGAACCCCUGACAGAGUCGAGCCGGUGGAGCUUGUUGGAGGUCACACUGUGUUCCGUGUGAGCCCCGAAAGACAGAACAGCUGGCAGCUGCAGAGGUCCAACAGUUCAGGUCCAAACGUCAUCACAACUGACGACAACAAAAUCCACAUUCACUUAGGGAGUCCCUACAUUCAAGCCGUGAAUACCGGAGACAAAACCAUCACCCCCUAUUACUCCCUUGGGCCAGAGCAAAGGACUCCAGUACUAACCAAUGGCACUACUGCCAAAAUCACAAGCAGUAUCAUGAUCAAACCCACAGCCACUCCAAUGUCACGACCCGCACAAAUUACAACUCCUCUGGAAUCAUUCCGGCGCUCUGGACCCACCAGAAUUCCCAAACCCAAAUCCAAAGGAUCAAGCAGUGCCGUCCAAACCCCACUGAACUCUGGGAAAUGUGUGUCCAACAAUCUGAACAUGAUGAACCGUCCCACUCAAUCAUGAACAGUGACAUCACUGUACGUUUGUUUAUUGUGCUGUUAUGAGAUUUAUUAUAGUUAUAUUCACAGAACACUGUAAUAAACCUCCAUUACAAUCAUGUAGGAUUGUUUGUUUAGACAAAGCUUCUUUAUUGCCCAUAAUUGUGUUAUUACAUAGUAAUAUGCUAUUUUGAUUCCCUAUAACUCAUCAAUGUGAUUCAGCUGAUAUGAGAGCGAUGAUGCACUUGAUGUAUGAGAUCUGGAUAUUAAUAAAAUGACUGUUUUUAUAUCUUGCAUAUCAGAUUAAAAACAUAUUUGGGAUCA
Xyrauchen texanus (razorback sucker) is the source of this 4028-nucleotide messenger RNA. RefSeq names its product filamin A-interacting protein 1-like. Bases 202 to 3729 code for a protein of 1175 amino acids. Lineage: Eukaryota; Metazoa; Chordata; Actinopteri; Cypriniformes; Catostomidae. The record is from RefSeq and is a predicted model, not a curated record. The transcript has 7 exons.